GUGGAGGAGUAGGGCAAGUGUGAAUUCUACAGCUCAAAGAGUCACUGCCUCUUCCCCAAGCUUUCAGUGCUCAGUUUGCUUGCAGACAUGGCUGACUCAGAGGAAGUCGUGGAGGAGGUGGUGGCUGAAGUGCAGGAGGAUGAGGUGGAGGUGGCCCCGGCACUGGAAGCUGCAUACACACUGACUGAUUGUUCUCGUGUUCACAUAGAUGAAGCCCCUGUGGAGGAGGAAGAGCUAGAGCCUGCCCCUGCCCCUGCCGUAGAAGAGGUGGCCCCAGAAGAGGAACCAGAGGAGGCCCCUGCUGAGGAAGAAGAGAAGGCUCCUGUCGAGGAAGAAGCGGCCGCCCCUGCUGAGGAAUCAGAGGAGGCUCCUGUGGAUGAUCAAGAGAUGCCCCCGGCCGAUGAAGAAACUCCCGCUCAGGAGGAAGUGCCUGAAGCCAAAGAACCGACCGAAGAUGAAUCCAGGCCAAAACCAAAGAUGUUCGUGCCAAAUAUCGCCCCACCUAAAAUCCCAGAAGGAGACAAAGUGGACUUUGAUGACAUCCACAGGAAGAGGCUGGAUAAGGAUCUCCAGGAGCUUCAGUCCCUGAUCGAUGCCCACUUCAUCCAGAGGAAGAAGGACGAGGAAGAGCUGCUGGCUCUCGUCAGCAGGAUCGAGAAACGGCGGGCAGAGCGGUCGGAGCAGCAGAGAAUCCGCGCGGAGAGGGAGAAGGAACGACAGGCCCGGCUGGCGGAGGAGAAGGAGAGAAAGGAGCAAGAGGAACAUCGCAAGAAGCACGACGACGACGCCAAGAAGAAGAAGGCCCUGACCAACAUGACCCAGCAGUACGCCGGCAUCCAGCAGAAGGGCGAGGGUCGGAAGGGAGCCAAGAAGCAGACGGAGAGAGAGAAGAAGAAGAAGAUUCUGGCCGAGAGACGGAAGCCUCUUAACAUCGACCACCUGCACGAGGACAAGCUGAAGGAGAAGGCCAGUGAGCUGUGGCAGUGGAUGAUGGAGCUGGAGGCGGAGAAGUUUGACCUUGGCGAAAAACUGAAGAGACAGAAAUACGACAUGAACUUGCUCCAAACCCGAAUCGUUGAGCAGCAGAAGUUCGCCAAAGGUCGCGGCAAGGGCAAGGUGGGGGGCCGGCUGAGGUAAAGAGUCGGCAGCGGGUGGCAGACGAAGGUUUCGGAGGACGGAAGACGCGAGGUUGUUCAGUUAAACGGCGGCGAUGGGAGGACGUGACUUAUUUUCGCUUCAUCGUGUGUUCAAACAAUAAACGAAUCCCUGCAUUGGCUGAGCUGCCUGCGUUUUUAGUGAACGCAUGUCGAAUUGCGACCUGCUAUUGAUGUUUUGCUGGCCCUUUAGCAUCUCAUUAAUGUAUCAUGCCCGAUACUUCACAAAAUACUUCUAUUGACUGAGGAAUAUUGACUCUGUCACUCCAAGGCUGAGUACUUCAUUACACUGUAAAGGCUGUACAGAGGAGAGGUUGAGCUAUCCAUUCAUAAUUGUACAUUAAUUGUACUUUCAGUCAAUUAUACAUCAUGUUUGGUCAGGAUGUGGUUAUUGUGGUGUUCUCUCAUUUUGCAGUCAUGCAAGUGUUGUCCUUGAGAACUACCACCACUUGUGGCAAUUAUUAAGGCUUGCUAAUACUUUGUAAUAUUAUUCUUGAGCACAACCCUGCAGGAAUUACUGUGUGUUGUUGUAAUAAACACUCCUGACUUUUCUUCACA
Messenger RNA from Anguilla anguilla (European eel), 1712 nucleotides. RefSeq names its product troponin T, cardiac muscle-like. Gene Ontology annotation, biological process: cardiac muscle contraction; regulation of muscle contraction; sarcomere organization. The transcript has 24 exons. Lineage: Eukaryota; Metazoa; Chordata; Actinopteri; Anguilliformes; Anguillidae. Gene Ontology annotation, molecular function: troponin I binding; tropomyosin binding; troponin C binding. The record is from RefSeq and is a predicted model, not a curated record. The coding region runs from base 88 to 1137 and encodes 349 amino acids. Gene Ontology annotation, cellular component: troponin complex.